GAGGGAGCUCUAAGAGCUGUGCAUCACCGGACCUGCGCCGGCUCUUCAGGGGCUACUUUUUAAAGAAAUGCCGCUAAAGUGGAACACAACUGUUAUUACGGGCAAAGCCAGAAGACCGAGAAGUCCAUCCAAAAGUCGGAAAUGAAGAAAUGUCAAGAGAAGGAUGAGAUGAGUAAGAGCAACGCAGCUAAUGUAGCUUAAUCCAGUACAAGCAAUAAAGAGCAAAGAUGGGGGAGAGAAACCAGACGAUCUUGGCAGUUACAUGGUCUCAAGGCCAGCCUUUAGAGAGCCCUCAGGACCCUUUUGUGACAAACUAUGACAUUCUUUUGGAUUAUGACGUUCCCCUGGACGAGAUCCCGGACACGACUCAGGGCAGAGCCUUUUUUGUAGCUACCAUCAUCAUCGCUGUUGUUCUGGUCAGCAUCAUGCUUGUUUGUGGGAUUGGGAACUGCCUCUUCAUCGCCACAUUAGCACGUUACAAAAAGCUACGGAACAUCACCAACCUGCUCAUUGCUAACUUAGCAGUGUCAGACUUCCUGGUGGCAGUUGUGUGCUGUCCAUUCCUGGUGGAUUACUAUGUCGUUAAGCAGCUCUCUUGGGACCAUGGGAUCGUCCUGUGUGUUUCCAUCAACUACCUGAGGACAGUGUCUCUCUACGUGUCCACUAACGCCCUGCUGGCCAUCGCUGUAGAUAGGUACAUGGCAAUUGUGCAUCCUUUGAAGCCACGGAUGAAGUACCAGACCGCCUACUGGCUCAUAUUCGGGGUUUGGAUCAUCCCCAUCCUGAUCUCCGUCCCCUCUGCCUACUUUGCCACGGAGCAGGAGUACCCUCACAGCACUGUUGCCCACGACAACAAGAUCUUCUGUGCCCAGAUCUGGUCUGCAGAUCAGCAGCUACUUUACCGCUCCUACUUUUUGUUCGUUCUGGUCGUGGAGUUCCUGGGGCCUGUGGCGGUCAUGGCAACCUGCUAUGCCUGCAUCUCGCAUGAGCUGUGGUUCAAGAAUGUCCCGGGAUUUCCAACUGAGCAGCUCCAGCGGCGGUUGCGUCGUCGUCGUCGAACCGUCGUGGCACUGAUUGCUGUGCUGGUGGCCUACGUGUUGUGCUGGGCACCGUACUAUGGCUUUGCACUCUUGCGUGAUUUUUAUCCAGCGCUAAUCACACGGGAGCGCAACUCGCUGGUGGCGUUCUACAUCAUUGAAUGCAUCGCCAUGAGCAACGGGGUCAUCAACACUCUGUGCUUCGUGAGUGUGAGGAACAAUGCCGCCAAGUGUCUCAAGGGGACGAAACUUGUGCAAUGGCACGCCGUCUCGAGGACCAACGCUACCAUCUGCAAGAUGGCAGAAGAGGGUGAAAUCAGGACUUCCUCAGUUAGAAUGACAGAAGAAGUGGAAUGUACACAGAUAAGGUGAAAAAAUGGAAAGAAAGCAGAGGAAGGAAGAAAUCGAGAGAGUGUUCCUGGUGUUGCCGUUUACAUUGAAGCCAGUGAGGUGUUUUACUUACACCAAGGGACAGAUUGUGGCAUCUUAGGUUCCAUUCCUGAUAGAAAUUCUCAUAUUUUAGGGUGACAGUCCAGUUGGCCUAGUUCAGAAAGGGUAACUGGUGGACAUAGAAGAAAUAUGUCCUUUAUAAAACUGAGGAGGAAUCCUUGUAGUGGUAAGAUAGAUCGGGGUUACUUAACUGCAGUCCAGCAGGGCCCCAGUUCUACUGUUCCUGAUUCAACACAUCUGUUAAUUAUUGGGUUCAGUAAAGCUUUGUGCUGCUAGAAUAAAACUGAAAAGAAAUACUAAAGAAAUCAUGCAUAAAGAUGAAGUAAUAUACCCCAAAACAGAGCCUUGAGGCACUUUAUGGGGUAAAACAAUACACAAUGAAUGGAAAUCAACAAACUGUGCUGGACUGCAGCUCUCCAGGACUGGAAUGGCAUUGGCCUUUAUUCAUUGCCCUUCUCUUGUGAAGCGGGCACAUAGUUCAAAGGACAUCAGCUUCACAGGGUGCACAAAUGAAAAUACCUCAGAACAAACAAAACUCAUCUCCAUCCUUUUUUUUCUGGAAUUUAACUUUGCCAGAGCAAUCCA
Molecule: messenger RNA, 2072 nt
Organism: Colossoma macropomum (tambaqui)
Lineage: Eukaryota; Metazoa; Chordata; Actinopteri; Characiformes; Serrasalmidae
Gene: prokr1a
Product: prokineticin receptor 1a
Exons: 3
Coding region: 228-1409 (393 amino acids)
Biological process (GO): neuropeptide signaling pathway
Cellular component (GO): membrane
Molecular function (GO): neuropeptide receptor activity
Source: RefSeq, a predicted model, not a curated record